AUAUUCGAACUGUGAAAUGCAGAUAAGAUUGAAUUCUCAGAUCAUUGUUUUUAACAUUUUCAGUUUUCUGUACUGUGUUAGGUUGAGUUAUCUUCACUCUAAGAAGAUUGUCCAUAGAGAUGUCAAAACCAAAAACAUGCUCCUGGACAAGACGCGUACUGUGAAAAUUGCUGAUUUUGGUGUUGCUCGACUUGAGGCAUCGAACCCUAAUGACAUGACUGGAGAAACUGGAACACUGGGUUACAUGGCGCCAGAGGUCCUAAAUGGCAAUCCCUACAAUCGGAAGUGCGAUGUGUACAGUUUUGGUAUAUGUUUGUGGGAGAUAUACUGCUGUGACAUGCCAUAUCCUGAUCUUAGCUUCUCAGAAGUCACAUCUGCUGUUGUUCGCCAGAAUCUGAGGCCAGAGAUACCUCGUUGCUGUCCAAGCUCGCUUGCAAACGUAAUGAAGAGAUGCUGGGAUGUUAACCCCGACAGACGGCCGGAGAUGGACGAGGUGGUGUCAAUGUUAGAGAGUAUAGACACAUCCAAGGGUGGGGGGAUGAUCCCACAUGAUCAACCUCAGGGUUGUUUGUGUUUUCAGAGAUAUAGGGGACCUUGAUAUUUUUCCCCUUAACCCCCCAUUGAACUUGAAUUAAAAGAAAGCUUUCAGGG
Hibiscus syriacus is the source of this 651-nucleotide messenger RNA. RefSeq names its product serine/threonine-protein kinase STY13-like. The transcript has 3 exons. Lineage: Eukaryota; Viridiplantae; Streptophyta; Magnoliopsida; Malvales; Malvaceae. Gene Ontology annotation, biological process: protein phosphorylation. Gene Ontology annotation, molecular function: protein kinase activity; ATP binding. The coding region runs from base 17 to 598 and encodes 193 amino acids. The record is from RefSeq and is a predicted model, not a curated record. Gene Ontology annotation, cellular component: plasma membrane.